UAUAUAUAUAUAUAUAUAAAGAUCAGUUCGUCUCUGAAAUCUGCAUUCUAACAAGUGGGUGGAAUUGAGUUUGUGAUUCUUUUCAGCUUUUCUUGAAAUGGGAAGAUCCCAUUUUGUGGCUUUGUUUCUUGUUUCAGCUGUGCUAUUCUUUCUCCCAUUUUUCCAUGGAAGAUUGGCCAUGGCUGCAGGGACCCCAGAUGGAUCAGAACAAUGGGGUUAUGUUGAAGUCAGACCUAAAGCUCAUAUGUUUUGGUGGUACUACAAAAGUCCUUAUAGAAGUCAAGAUCCAAAACGUCCAUGGCCUAUAAUUCUUUGGUUGCAAGGGGGACCUGGAGCUUCAGGAGUUGGGACUGGAAAUUUUGAAGAGGUGGGGCCAUUGGACUCUUUCUUGAAGCCAAGAAACUCUACAUGGCUGAGAAAGGCAGACCUAUUGUUUGUGGAUAAUCCAGUUGGGACUGGAUACAGUUUUGUUGAAGAUAAAAAGCUACUGGUGAAAACUGAUGAAGAAGCUGCAACUGAUUUAACCACAUUGUUGAUUGAAAUCUUCAAUAGAAAUGAAACCCUCCAAAAGAGCCCUCUUUAUAUAGUGGCAGAGUCCUAUGGUGGCAAAUUUGCAGUCACUCUUGGACUUUCUGCUCUUAAAGCCAUUGAAGCUAAAAAGCUAAAGCUCAUUCUUGGAGGUAUUGCAUUGGGAGAUAGUUGGAUCUCACCUGAAGAUUUUGUGGUAUCAUGGGGUCCUCUUCUGAAGGAUGUUUCAAGGAUAGACAACAAUGGGUUGAUAGAAUCAAGCAGUCUAGUGGAGAAGAUAAAGCAGCAAAUAGCUGAUGGGAAAUGGAAAGAUGCUACAGAAACAUGGAGUGAUCUUGAAGAAGUGAUUAGCGCAAGCAGCAACUCCGUUGAUUUUUACAAUUUCUUGUUGGAUGCGGGGAUGGAUCCGGUAUCGAUGACAGCGACAACGCUGGUGAGAGGAGCCGCGAGGAAGAGUUACUCACGGUAUCUUGAUUCUUUGAAGACUUCUCCAGGUUCAAAUGGUGAUCUUGAUAACUUGAUGAAUGGUGCCAUUAGAAAGAAACUUGAGAUUAUCCCGAACAAUGUGGAAUGGGGAGGACAGUCGGGUCUCGUUUUUGACUACUUAGAAGGCGAUUUCAUGCGACCGAGAAUCAACGAGGUUGAUGAACUCUUGAGUAAGGGAGUGAAUGUGACUAUAUAUAAUGGUCAACUUGAUGUCAUAUGUGCAACAAAGGGAACAGAAGCAUGGGUGGAAAAACUCAAGUGGGAAGGUCUGAAGACAUUCUUGAGCAUUGAUAGAACUCCAUUAUACUGUGGAGAUGAAAAAAUUACCAAAGGGUUCACCAAGUCUUAUAGAAACUUGCACUUCUAUUGGAUCCUUGAAGCUGGUCACUUUCGUUGCAAUUUUCAGGUACCAGUAGAUCAACCGUGUUUAUCAUUGGCGAUGGUGGGAAGCAUUACUCGUUCAUCGGUGUCUACAAAAUAAAAUACGAUCCAAAGAAAGAAACAUGAAGAAUAACGAAGUAGAAGUCAUACUUUUAGCGAAAAUGGCUAGGAGAGGAAGGGAGGCUUUCGAGAUAUAAAACAUUUGUUUUAAUUUGCAUUUUAAUUGGAAUUUUAAGUCAUUUUACAUACAACAUUUAUUUAUAUGGUCAUAAUUCUCAAUCAUUAGCCUUAUAAACGAAACUGUUAUUUCACC
Molecule: messenger RNA, 1708 nt
Organism: Cynara cardunculus var. scolymus (artichoke)
Lineage: Eukaryota; Viridiplantae; Streptophyta; Magnoliopsida; Asterales; Asteraceae
Product: serine carboxypeptidase-like 51
Exons: 13
Coding region: 98-1495 (465 amino acids)
Biological process (GO): proteolysis
Molecular function (GO): serine-type carboxypeptidase activity
Source: RefSeq, a predicted model, not a curated record